AUGUAUUGUUUUGCGAUUUAUUGUUAAAAGGAUGAAAGCAUGUCUUCAAGGCUGGUCAUACAUAAUUUACUGUUACAUAUUUCAUAGUAAUACUUAAAUUCAUUCAACAUUCUCAGAGCGGACGGUCAAAGUUUAUAAUGUCAAAAAGUUCAUUUUCAUAGCACCGAAUAAAAUAUAAUGCCUCACAAAAUUCUAAAUGAGAGUAGGCUGAUCUGCUUAAGUAGCUUAUAUAACAUGACGACAUUUUAGCUUUACCCUUUUGUGUAAAUCCAUUAGCUGAUUGAUUGGAGCCCUUGAUCGUCGACAAAGAGGCAUUUCAUGUAUUAUGUAAACUCUUUGUGCCAUUAAAGAUUUUGAGUGCAAUUUAAAUGUGUGUAAAUAAAUGCAAACACUCACUCAGGAUUUACUCCUCCCUCAGUGAAUAGGGGAAGCAUCAGUAGAUGGACUCACAUACAUAAUUGGGAGUUUUAACGGAAACGGUCACAAUCAUGACAACAUCCUCCAGAAAAAAGAACAGCUUUGACGUAUUCCCUCUGAACAAAACCCGUGUGGUAACAUGGCUGACAAACGUGCUGCUAUUUAAGCCUGGGCCCUUAGAUUGGGAUAAAUUUUCAUGGAUUUGCAGUCCUAAAGCAGUUCUUUGUUUUAUAGGGAUGGCCAUCACGGUGGGCAACCUUUUGGCUGUUAUUGCACUUCAAAGGGGGCCAGAUCAUGAUGACGAUGGUCCAGAAGGUUAUGAAGGAGGGUCAGAGAAUAACGAAGGAUGUCCUAUGCCUCCGCCACCACCUCCAGAAUUCGAGGGGGGCAAUCACACUGGCAAACCAAGUGUCGUCGUAGAUCUCGCUCUGGGAUCUUUUCGUUUCGUUGGUUUUGUCGUCAAUCUAACGAUACGAAUUGGUGCAGUGGUAGCAUUUUCUAAGGUGCGACAAGUUCUCCAUUGCCUCCAAACCAAGGACAAGACACACCCUGAGGGGAAGCAUCACUGGCGUAGCAGUUGGGAGAGAUGGACGGUACACGAAAAACUUUAUCUCUGCAUCAUGGCAAUAUCAUUGGCCUCGAGAGAAAUACUUAGUUCCGGGCCCCACUUCCUUCGUUUGAUAUCUCCAUGCCGGAGACGUGCCUGGAUUUCUGAAAUAUUGGAGUUCAUCCAGGUCCAGAGCAUGUGCAUAUGGUCGUUGGAGUUGGUUUUGGAAGUGGCGACCUUUUUGCUCCUCGCCUUCAUGGGCACCUUCACCCACUCUCUAGAAUUGGAGGUGGAGUGUCGACAGAGGGAGAUGACCAAGAAGGCGGAUGCCGGGCCCUUGGCCGUUCAUCUCGAGGAGCUGCUAUUGAUCCAGACCCACAGUCGCAAGAAAGGUCCUGGUUGGCCACUGGCUCGACCCGUGGCAGACGUCACCACCAAGACCCACGCGGCCUCCUCUCUGGAGAACGACCCCAUUCGUGGUGAAAUGGAGCGUCUACUCCACUCGUACUUCGACAUGGUUGCAGUUUGGGGUCACGUUGCGGACUGCACCGGGUUCUUAACUCUGGUCAUUUUUACGGAGCACACCCUCUCAUUCUGCCUCAACAUCUUCAUGAUCAUUGCCACCUUGUCUCGCUUUGGAAUGCAAGCAAAUUUCUUUGUUAGCGUCACGACAGCCUCCAUUAUCAUUUCAAAAAUGAUUUGUGUCGCAUACAUGGCACAAAGGUUACCGGAUGCAACGACGAAACUGGCUGACCGAGUGCAGGAGCUGAGCUGGAAAAGAAAGGACGUUGUGUCUGAGGAAGAUGACGACGAAAACGACAACCUGACACAAAUUAUAGACUACGUGAGGAGCCAUCCACUCACAUUGUCUGGGUUGGGAUAUUUCACCGUAUCGAAAGCCACACUUACAUCGAUUUCGGGAGUGGUCGUGACUUAUUUGGUAGUUUUGGUUCAGUUUCAUGUGCAAACAUUGCAACAGAAGGGAGAAAAGGGUGCAUAAGUACGUAGGGAUGGUUACUUUACGUAACCUUGAAGAAAUAAAUUCUUCAGCUCAUUGGAGAAUUAAUAAUGAUCAGUUAUCACCAUAGUUGUUAAUUUUGAGCAUGAUCUGAUAAUCACUGAUGAUAAGGUAUGAUUGACAAGAUCUAAUAAGGGAGACACCGAGUAAACCAACCUUGAUAAGAACGUAUUUAUAUAUACAGUCAUUUUACCAAUAAACAAUAUGCUUAAUUAAGCAUAUUAGGAUUAAAAUUAUCUUGAAAGUAAAAGUAAUAAAAAACAUUAGGUGACAAUC
Molecule: messenger RNA, 2258 nt
Organism: Folsomia candida
Lineage: Eukaryota; Metazoa; Arthropoda; Collembola; Entomobryomorpha; Isotomidae
Exons: 5
Coding region: 489-1964 (491 amino acids)
Biological process (GO): sensory perception of taste
Cellular component (GO): membrane
Source: RefSeq, a predicted model, not a curated record